GAUGAGUCGACUUUCUGAUCUACAACAAUGCAUGUCGGAAUCAUGACACCAGUCUGCUUCUACUCAAUAUGUUGUGGUGGAGGGGUACACAAAACGACGAGGGGAAGAACCCCUCCCAGGGACAAAGGAACCUUAAAGCACCGAGUGUAACCAACAUGUGGGGUUGAAUCCCCGAAGAUCACGACAAGAACUGUUUAAGACCAGGUGUCGAGACACAAUGGGCUAUCUACCAUACUAGGUCGGACUAUUAGUGUCCUGACCAACAGACAUGGGGGGUUAGUGCACAGCCUUGUACUAACUACUAACCAGCAAGGCUCAACACAGACCACAUACAAGACAUCCAUGCGAAACCAACAACCACCACCACAGCCACCACCACCAACAUGUACCCCCCCUCGCUAUCCGAGUCUCAAGGCCUAUGGCUCGCCUCGCAAAUCCAAGACUGGGAGCUCAACCACGGCACCAUGCUAAAGCGCAUCCACACGCAAACAGCACACAACGUGCUUUGUUAUCCCGUCGCCGCGACGAUGUUCCCCACGCUGUUCCCGCGAGUCCAGUUCGACCGGGCCCGGGAGCUGCAGAGCAUCUACAACGAACUGUACUGUGUCCUCGCGACAGAAGAGCAGUGGAUAUACGAUAACAUCAAAGACCUGUUCCCCGUUGAUCCCUUCGCCGCAGCCCUGUGGGAGAUCCACGAGAAAGUCAAGGCAAAUGGGGGAUACGUGCAAGAUAUCUCGGCUGGGAUCUUUCGCUCGGACUACAUGCUGCAGGGCGAGGGGGUGGAGAUGGGCGGGGAUGAGAGCUUCGAUCCCAGAUCGGAUCUCGAGCUGAAACAAGUUGAGUUCAAUACCAUCGCGUGUGCUGGGGGGUGUCACGCGAACAAAGUGGUCGAUAUGCAUCGACAUCUUGCCCGGACAGGCGCGUACAAUUCCCUAACUGACGAUAACCUCAUCAAUCUGCCUGUCCUCCCCCCCAACAACAACAUCCACUCCCUAGCUACAUCCCUAGCACAAGCCCAUGAGGUCUACGGCCCGCCCAAGAGCAAUACAACAGAAACAGCUAUCCUCUUCGUCGUGCAACCCAACAACUUCAACGUAGCCGACGAACGACCCAUCGAAUACGCGCUCUGGGACAGCAACAUCCCCGCCUACCGAGUGGAAUGGGGCAACGACGUACUCAAACACACCUCCCUAAGCGCCACCAAGGAACUCCUCUUCCACCCCCCCUGGCAAACAUCCGCCAAACCAGUCGAAAUCUCCGUAAUCUACUACCGCGCCGGCCACGAGCCCCACGAAUACGACCAGACGGGCCAAGACCUCCGAUUCCGCCUGGAACAGUCUCGCGCCAUCAAAUGCCCUUCCAUACUCGCCCACAUCCUCACCUUCAAGAAAAUCCAACAAUCCCUCGCCGUCCCCGGCGUUGUCGAGCAAUUCCUCCCCGCUGACAAAGUAGCCGCUGUACGAAAAACCUUCGUCCCCAUGUAUCCCCUGGAUACCUCAGAGACAGGCCUGCACGCCCGCAGUCUAGCCACCGAUCCUGACCGGUCGGAGAACUAUAUCCUGAAGCCCUCGCUGGAAGGCGGAGGCCAUAAUGUCUUCGGGGCUGAUAUCCCGGCCUUUCUGGCCACCGUUCCGCCGGAGGCCUGGAGCGCGUAUGUGCUCAUGCAGCGGAUUGCGUCGCCUCUUGUGGGGAAUAUGCUGAAGUCGUCGCAGGGGAUUGAGGAGGCGGCGGCGGUGGUUUCGGAGUUGGGCGUUUUUGGGGCGUGUCUUUGGAGGUGUACGCGGGCUGGGGAGGGGGAGGUUUUGCGGAAUGAGACUGUGGGGUGGUCGUUGAAAACGAAGUUUGCGGAUGUGGAUGAGAUGAGUGUCGUGAAGGGGUUUGGGUGUUUUGAUACGCCGCUGUUGUGUUGACAGAGUUGGGUUUUGGGGUUGAUGUGGUUGAUGUGGAGGAUCCAUGGGCUUGGAUGAGAUAUGGGUUAUCUUACUUAUAGACGAAUGAAAUGAAUGAAAUGAAUGAAA
Aspergillus heteromorphus CBS 117.55 is the source of this 2018-nucleotide messenger RNA. Its product is annotated as glutathione synthetase. The transcript has a single exon. Gene Ontology annotation, cellular component: cytosol. Gene Ontology annotation, molecular function: glutathione binding; glutathione synthase activity; ATP binding. Bases 384 to 1910 code for a protein of 508 amino acids. Gene Ontology annotation, biological process: glutathione biosynthetic process. Lineage: Eukaryota; Fungi; Ascomycota; Eurotiomycetes; Eurotiales; Aspergillaceae. The record is from RefSeq and is a predicted model, not a curated record.